This is a messenger RNA of Danio aesculapii, 1886 nucleotides long. RefSeq names its product sprouty related EVH1 domain containing 2a (gene spred2a). The record is from RefSeq and is a predicted model, not a curated record. The transcript has 6 exons. Gene Ontology annotation, cellular component: membrane. The coding region runs from base 333 to 1616 and encodes 427 amino acids. Gene Ontology annotation, biological process: negative regulation of MAPK cascade; multicellular organism development. Gene Ontology annotation, molecular function: protein kinase binding. Lineage: Eukaryota; Metazoa; Chordata; Actinopteri; Cypriniformes; Danionidae.
UACACAAUCCAACAUGGAGUAAAGAGAGAUGGGGCUCCACUCCGAGACCAGCGCGCAGUCUUCAGUCGAAAACACAUCUAUACAGCCAUCGGGAGAUUGCAUAACGCACGGAUUUCAGGCUCUUCGGGCAGAUGCAUUGCAAAGCGCGACGGAUAAAGUGCGGUGCGCGGAGGAAGAACGAAAAUGAGGAGCGCUGAAGCGGAUUUGGGGGAAACUCGUUGAUGCACUGGACUUUAAAAAAGGCGAGGUGGAAAAUCGAGACGACAUGAAGCCCGAACGCUGCGCGCCCGCGAUGGGAUAUUAUUUUUAUUGUAGGUGAAACGAGGGGGAAAAUGACUGAGGAAUCGCACCCAGACGAUGACAGUUACAUAGUGCGAGUGAAAGCUGUGGUGAUGACAAGGGAUGAGUCUAGUGGCGGCUGGCUGGCUCAGGAGGGCGGAGGUCUCAGUCGGGUGGGCGUCUGUAAGGUGGUCCCGGCUGAUCUGGAGCUCCUGGGACGGAACGGAUUUCUUAUUUUUGGAGAGAGACUCAAAGACAAGCAGAUGAUCCUGCAGUGCUUUCUGAAGAAGGAUCUGGUCUACACUAAAGCCACGCCCACUUUCCAUCACUGGCGAGUGGACAACAGGAAGUGCGGUCUGUCGUUCCAGAGUCCCGCUGACGCCCGAGCGUUUGAUCGCGGCGUGAGGAAGGCAAUCGAGGACCUCACUGAGGGCUCCACUACUUCUUCCUCUACCCUGCAGAACGAAGCCGAACUGGGUGAUGAUGAUGUUUUCACGAACGCCACAGACAGCUCAUCUAACUCUUCCCAAAAGAGAGAGACGUCCAUGCAGACGCUCGCACCUAUCAGCUUCUCUGAGCCACACCACUGCAUUCUGGGACAUCUCUACGACCAGCACAGGCACUCCGACCGAUACUACCUGGAGCAGACGGUGCCCAUGUUCCAAUGUUCACGUCACGUCAGGUUUCAUGAGGAGGAGGAAGAGAUCGUGCGGAUAAACCCACGGGAGCGUUCUUGGCUAACAGGCUAUGAGGACUAUCGUCAUGCCACCACCGCCACCCGCACCAAACCCCUGCAGCCUGACGCCACGGACGCUUACGUUCACCUGGCUAAGAGCGAACCUCCCAAACAUGACUACACUUACUCUUACCCACUUAGUGGGGACGGACACGCAUCCCGUGAUGGUAAAACGGGCAUUGGUGGCGGCGUGGUCACCGGUCAGCCUCGGGCGCUAACAGCUAAAUGGCUGCCGCGGCGCGUGGAGGACAGCAGAGAGCGCUUACGCUGUGUGUACUGUCAGAAUAUGUUCAGUCCGUCAGAAAACGGGCGUGGACGCUGUCAAGAGGCCCCGGACCCCGUGCAGACAUGCAUACGGCGGGUUAGUUUCAUGUGGUGCGCAGACAGCCUGCUGUACCACUGCAUGUCGGACCCUGAGGGAGAUUAUUCGGACCCGUGCUCUUGCGACGCCAGCGAAGAGCGCUUCUGUCUGCGCUGGCUAGCACUUCUGGGACUGUCACUGCUAGCGCCGUGCAUGUGCUGCUAUGUGCCGCUGCGAGCGUGUUACCACUGCGGCGUCGCGUGUCACUGCUGCGGUGGAAAACACAAGGCCGCGGGCUGAGCGGGAGAAACACGAGCACACCAGCAGCAAAACAACGGCGUGGAUGCAAAUGAACAGCGGAGGAAUGAACUUGUGGCUGCAUUUGUGUUUUGCUUCGUUUUUUAUUUUCUCCCUGUCCUUCCCACUGGUGUUUCAGAGGGUUGGUCCAUUUUUGGUUUCAUUUUCUCAAUCUUCAUUAUAAUGGACAGCUGUCCUCUUUUUUUUUGUGCUGGGCAAAGAUUAAUCACGAUUAAUUGCACCCAAAAUAAUUAGUUUUUACAUUUUAUAUAU